Dipodomys spectabilis (banner-tailed kangaroo rat) is the source of this 1576-nucleotide messenger RNA. It is a transcript of the gene Hmox1, whose product is annotated as heme oxygenase 1. Lineage: Eukaryota; Metazoa; Chordata; Mammalia; Rodentia; Heteromyidae. The transcript is spliced from 5 exons. Bases 105 to 965 code for a protein of 286 amino acids. Gene Ontology annotation, molecular function: heme oxygenase (decyclizing) activity; heme binding. Gene Ontology annotation, biological process: heme oxidation; response to oxidative stress; heme catabolic process. The record is from RefSeq and is a predicted model, not a curated record.
UCCUAGCCACUGGCCACGCCGCACGGCCGGAUCCGGACCUCAUUGGCCCCACCCGCAGAGCCGCGCACCCCAGCCCGCCCGCCGCCCCCCGCCAGGCCCAAGCGAUGGAGCGCCAGCACCAAGACAGCAUACCCCAGGACCUGUCCGAAGCCUUGAAGGAGGCCACCAAGGAGGUGCAUGUGCAGGCCGAGAAUGCUGAGUUCAUGAGAAACUUUCAGAAGGGCCAGGUGACCCCGGAGGGCUUUAAGCUGGUGAUGGCCUCCCUGUACCAUAUCUACACGGCUCUGGAGGAGGAGAUUGAGCGUAACAAGGCAAGCCCCGUCUUCGCCCCCCUCUACUUCCCGGAGGAGCUGCACCGCAAGGCCGCCCUGGAGCAGGACAUGGCCUUCUGGUACGGGCCCCACUGGCAGGAGACCAUCCCUUACACGCCAGGCACACAGCACUAUGUGAAGCAACUCCACAAGGUAGGGGUCACCGAGCCCGAGCUGCUGGUGGCCCAUGCCUACACCCGCUACCUGGGAGACCUGUCUGGGGGCCAGGUCCUCAAGAAGAUUGCACAGAAGGCCCUGGACCUGCCCAGCUCUGGUGAAGGCCUGGCCUUCUUCACCUUCCCCAACAUCGAGAGUGCCACCAAGUUCAAGCAGCUCUACCGUGCCCGCAUGAAUACGCUGGAGAUGACCCCCAAGAUCAGGCAGAGAGUGAUUGAAGAGGCCAAGACCGCAUUCCUGCUCAAUAUCGAGCUGUUUGAGGAGUUGCAGGGACUGCUGACCCAGGACUCAAAGGACCAGAGCCCAUCUCAAGUUCCUGGGCUCCACCGGCGAGCCAGCAGCAGGGUGCAAGACUCCACAGAGGGUCCUAAAGGGAACGCCCAGCUCAGCAGACUCUCCCAGACGCCAUUCCUCCGAUGGGUCCUCACCUUCAGCUUUCUGGUGGCAACAGUGGCUGUGGGACUUUAUGCAAUAUGAAUGCUAGUGUGCUGGUCCCCAGGGACCAUGAACUGUCCAGUGAAGGACCCUCUCCUUGGAGAGGCACAGAAUCUCUUGCCUGAUUUUUCACUUUGGGACACUGGAAGCCUUCAGGGCUUCUAACCUUCUCCUCAUAUCCCUCUGAAAUGGAGGGAGGUGCUUGUGGCAUGUCCCCCGCUCCUGCCUGGAAAGCAUAUGUAGCACAUCCAGCCAGUGGCCUAGACAUCCAAACCCAGUGGCUCUGGUUCUUACAACAGAGCCCAGAAGAUAUGGCCUGGCUGAAAGCAGCAGCUAUCCUGAGCCUUCCUAUGUCCUUUGCCCCUGUAUCUACCUUGGCCAUGACCAUGACGGCUUUCUCAAGGGUUGUGAAAGGCAUUUUUUCUAUGUGCAGAGAUGUUGUGUCUUGUGUCUCUUUUUUUUUGUUGGAUCCACUCUUUGUUCUUGGUUCCACUUGAACAGUAUGGUAAUGUCUUAUGUUCUGUUGUUUUAUAACAAGUCUGGGCUGUCUCUUUGGGGAGGGUGGGGAGGGUGGGGGAGGGGGAGAUGUUUAACAAGAGUGGCUUUGGUUUCCAUGUUGGUAUGUAAUAAUAAACAACACUGUCUAACAGCAA